AUGAAAUCAACAACUAUACUACUAUCAUGUUUACUUAUAACUUCAUCAAUAGCGAUGAAUAUGGAUAUGGAUAUGGAUAUGAGCAGCGCUGAAACAAAUCAUGACUCAAUUGAACCUUCACAUACUCAUAAUCAUUACUCCGAUGACAAAUCAAAUAAAACAGAUACAUCCAACCAAUUAGAACCAACUCCUCAUGUAAUGAAACAUCAACAUGGUUUACCAAUUUUACAAACUCAUUUAUUACCAGAAGAAAGAUUAUUUUGGGAAAAUUAUAAUACAACAACAUAUUUUAAUAUAAAAACAAAUCAUCGUCCUUCAUUAUAUUUACAUAUAAUAUUUGGAUUAAUUUCAAUUUUUAUAUUAUAUCCUUUAACUUUAAUUUUUAAUAAUUUAAAUUUAUCAAAAACUUAUCUUGUUUCAUUAAUUAUUCAUACAAGUUGUUUGAUUUUUUCAAUUUUUAAUUAUUCAAUUUUUAUAAAUUCAAUACCCGAUCUUUAUCCUGGUAAUGCUUAUAAUAAAAUGAUUAUAAUUGUAUUUAUUUCAACAAUUUUACAAUUAAUCUUAGCAUUUAUUAAAAAUUUAGAAACUAAUACCAACAGUAAUAGUACUAUACAUUCUAGUAAUAGAUAUUUUAAUUUAUCUACUUCAACUAGUUCAUCAGAUGAUGAAUCAUCACUGAUUGAUUCAACUCCAACAAAUUAUGAAAAAGUAUUUAAUAAAGAAGAAUCAAAAUUAUCAAAAUUACAAAAUAAAAUGAAAUUGAAUAAAUUAAGAGAAUGGAUUUCCAAUACGAAAGUAUUUUAUGCAAUUAAAAUUGCCUUCAACUUAUUAAAUUGGGGCCAUUUUUUUUAUUUUUUUGUAUUAGUUCCCACAGGAGUUGCAACUUUUUGUUUAUAUGGUAAAGAACAAACAGUUUUUAAUUUAUUAGCUCAUUUUAUAAAAGGUGGAGUAUUUUUCGCAUAUGGAGUAUUAUCAUUAGCAAGAUAUUCAGGAGCUUUUUCACAAAAAGGUUGGUCAUGGAAUCAUAAAUUUAUAACAAAUGAUUCACAAAUGAAUUAUUGGGAAAAAUUUCAAAAUAAAGGUUUAUGGACAAUGGAAAUGAUUGAAAGUUCAUUAAUUUUAUUUUAUGGCUCAACAAAUAUUUUUUUAGAACAUUUAUCUAAUGCUGGUGAAGAAUGGUCACCAAAAGAUUUACAACAUGUUUCAAUAGCUUUUAUUUUUAUUGGUUGUGGAUUAUGUGGUGUUAUAACUGAAUUAAAAUUACAAGAUUGGAGAUUUGAACAAGCUAAAUCAAAUUAUCAAAAAUUUAUUACAACCACCGAAGAAGAUCAUCCACAACAUCAUCAAGUGGAAAUUAUAAAAGCAAGUCCUGGUUUUUCACCAAAUCCUUUCCCCAUUUUAACAAUAUAUUGGACAGGUAUAUUAAUGUCAAAACAUCAACAAGCAUCAGAAUUAUCAACAGAAAUUCAUGUUCAAUGGGGUAAUUUAUUUAUAAUGGGCUGUUGUUUUAGAUUUUUAACAUAUAUAUUAAUGUUAUUAAUUAAAAAAAAUUCAACCACCGAAUUAAUUAAACCAAAUAGACCAAUAACAGAAUUAAUUGUUUCUUUCUGUUUAUUAUGUGGUGGAAUAAUAUUUAUGGAAAGUACUGAUCCAAUUAUAUUAAGUUUUGAAUAUUAUGGUUUAACUUCAAUGUUUACUUUAAAUGUAACAUUAGGUUUUAUUACUUUAUUUAUGAGUUAUAUGAUGAGUUUAUUUGUUUUUAAAGAUUGGUUAAAAAAUAAAUCUUCUACUACAGAAGUUGUAUGA
Lodderomyces pseudojiufengensis is the source of this 1806-nucleotide messenger RNA. RefSeq lists its product as uncharacterized. The record is from RefSeq and is a predicted model, not a curated record. The coding region runs from base 1 to 1806 and encodes 601 amino acids. Lineage: Eukaryota; Fungi; Ascomycota; Pichiomycetes; Serinales; Debaryomycetaceae. The transcript has a single exon.